AUGGCUCCGAAUAAUUUGUAUACAAACCGGCCACCACCCCAAGUUCGCUAUGAGAAUAGUGGCCCUGGAAAAGUUGAAGGUAGCAGCAGUCUGUGUGGCAGCUUGUGUGGCUACGUCAUUAUCUUCUUUUCCUAUUUCCUUGUCUUCAUCUUUGCCCCAUUCUCCUUGUUCUUUUGCAUCAAGGUUGUUCAGCAAUACGAACGAGCUGUCAUCUAUAGAUUAGGUAAACUUGGAUCUGGCGGAGCCAAAGGUCCAGGACUCUUCUUCAUUCUGCCUUGUGUUGAUUCAUGCCAGAAAAUUGACAUGCGAACCAUCUCGUACAACAUACCCCCGCAAGAGGUCCUUACCAGAGAUUCAGUAACAAUUGCAGUAGAUGCUGUGGUCUUCUAUAGGAUUCAAAAUGCUACCGAUUCGGUUAAUAAUGUAAACGAUGUCGGAAUGUCAACUCAACUCUUGGCCCAGACGACCCUGCGAAACACUCUUGGUAUAAAAACUUUAACUCAGAUUUUAUCAGAGAGGGAAUCGAUUUCACGCGAUAUUCAAGAACAUCUGGGAGAAGUUUCAACUAGAUGGGGCGUUAACGUAGAAAGGGUAGAGCUAAAAGAUGUUCGUCUGCCCAUGUCAAUGCAGAGAGCUAUGGCGACCGAAGCAGAAGCCACGAGAAAUGCAAGAGCUAAGAUAAUCGCAGCUGAAGGAGAACAACAAGCUUCGCUGGCCCUGAAAGAAGCUGCAGACAUGCUGAGUCAAUCACCUUCCGCAUUGCAACUAAGAUACUUACAAACACUAUGCACCGUAGCGGAAGAAAAAAACUCGACCAUAAUAUUCCCUCUUCCAAUGGAGUUUUUGUCUCAAUUCAGGCACCUCAAGCAGUUUUAAGGCCAAUGACUUGAACGCUUAUAUACAUUGACUUCUGCUUUAUAUCAAACAUGCUCAACUUUUUUUUGACAACGAUUUGAUUAUAAUAAAUAACGACUUCACUUCGUGCAGUAUAAAAAAAAACAAAAAACUGACUUUAUUUUAACGCAGAGAUGGGCAAACAUUUUGCUGUGAGGGCCGCAUUGAUAGCUAUUUUACCUUUUACCUAUGUUCUUAAAUAGCAAAUUUUUUCGACCCGGGGAAGAAUUUUUUUAAGUAAGAUUUGUGGUUCUUUUUUUGGUCAUAAUUUCUGGCAGACGUCCUUUUUUUUGGCGGACCACAAAAUAGCGGGCCGUAGUAUGCCCACCUCUGUUUUAACGCAAAACUGAAAUUUUUCUUACAGAUUACUCAAGCAUUUCAACCAACUAACAUUUUUCAAUAGAUUAUUUUAUAAUUUUUUUAUAUUUAUUUUUAAUGUAUUAGUUAUUUGCAAACUCGACAUUAUUUAUAUUUUGACUUUGAGCCGACAAAAUAUUUUUAUGAUAA
This is a messenger RNA of Helobdella robusta, 1401 nucleotides long. RefSeq lists its product as hypothetical. NCBI's taxonomy places the organism in Eukaryota, Metazoa, Annelida, Clitellata, Rhynchobdellida, Glossiphoniidae. Gene Ontology annotation, cellular component: plasma membrane. The record is from RefSeq and is a predicted model, not a curated record. The transcript has 9 exons. The coding region runs from base 1 to 876 and encodes 291 amino acids.